UUAAAGAAACGCACUUCCGAAAUCCCCACACACGCGUCGAUGAAUUUGCACCAUCACUGCAAGCUUUCCAGAGACAGACCGUUGCUAUGAGCUUCUCAACUGAAGAAAGGGGAAACCCCAACACUUUAAGCUACAGGGUGUUUUACAAGAAUUCAGAUGGAAUGUACAUUUCCCCAUUUCAUGACAUACCUAUGUAUGCAGAUGAAGCCCAGAAUAUUUUCCACAUGGUUGUUGAAGUACCACGAUGGACAAAUGCAAAAAUGGAGAUUGCCACAAAAGACCCUCUCAACCCAUUAAAGCAGGAUGUGAAGAAGGGCAAUUUGCGCUACGUGGCCAAUGUUUUUCCACAUAAAGGUUACAUCUGGAACUAUGGUGCAAUCCCUCAGACAUGGGAAGACCCUGGUCACACAGACUGUGAUACUGCAUGUUGUGGUGACAAUGACCCAAUUGAUGUCUGUGAAAUAGGUAGUAAGAUAUGUGUACGAGGAGAGAUUAUUAAAGUGAAGGUCCUAGGUGUGUUGGCAAUGAUUGAUGAAGGUGAAACUGACUGGAAAGUUAUUGCAAUCAAUGUUGAUGACCCAGAAGCAAAGGACUUGAAUGACAUUAGUGAUGUUCAACGACUCAAGCCAGGCUACCUCGAAGCUACUGUGGACUGGUUUAGACGAUACAAGGUGCCAGAUGGGAAGCCUGAAAAUCAGUUUGCAUUUAAUGGAGAGUUCAAAGACAAGGACUUUGCCAUUAAGACUAUCAAAAGCACCCAUAAUUUCUGGAAGGCACUUCUAUCACAACAGACCAAUACUGAGUGUCUGAGCUGCAAAAACACUUGCAUGUCAAAGCCAGGCAGCCCAUUCUACUUCUCACCAGAUGAAGCCAAAGCAGUUGUUGAUGGUACUUCUCCAUGUGGAGAUCCAGGUUCCAUUCCCGACUUGGUUGACAAAUGGUUUUAUUAUGAAAAAUGAAGAAAGGAGGGGAAAAAAAACAAAAUAGAUGCACCAGUCUAAUCUCAUCUGUGUAGACUAUGUAUGUGUAAGAAGAGAUGAGUAAUUGACAUUUUCUGGGAAAUUUGUAUCAUGGUAGCAGAGAGUUAAUGUGUCUUGCUAAAAUAUUUUUUUUUCAUUUUAUUUAAUCAGUGUCAUAGAUAUUGUAGUCUAUUUAACAGAUACUUAAAUUAGCAGUCUGGUCAAACUCAGGUACUGUAAGAUUAAUAAAGUUUGUUAUACCACA
This is a messenger RNA of Electrophorus electricus (electric eel), 1224 nucleotides long. RefSeq names its product inorganic pyrophosphatase 1b (gene ppa1b). Lineage: Eukaryota; Metazoa; Chordata; Actinopteri; Gymnotiformes; Gymnotidae. Gene Ontology annotation, biological process: phosphate-containing compound metabolic process. The record is from RefSeq and is a predicted model, not a curated record. Gene Ontology annotation, cellular component: cytoplasm. Gene Ontology annotation, molecular function: magnesium ion binding; inorganic diphosphate phosphatase activity.